AUGCCGGUGGAGGAGAACCGCGAGGACGAGAUGAAGAGGUUCAUGUCGCAGCCAGAGGUGACGCUGCUGGACAUGCUGCCCACGCAGAUGCAGGCCAUCAAGGUCAUGACCACGCUUGACAUUCUCUGCUCCCACUCGCUGGAUGAGGAGUACAUGGGCGAUUAUGACGAGCCAUCGUGGAAGGCAGAUCCCAUGGUGAGGGCGGUGUUUGAGAAGUUCAGCGGCAGUAUGAAGGAGAUCAAGGGCUUCGUCGACGAGUGCAACAACCCGGAGUUGAGGAACCGGUGCGGCGCCGGGAUCAUGCCGUACGAGCUACUCAAGCCCUUCUCCAAACCGGGGGUCACCGGAAGGGGCAUUCCCAACAGCAUCUCCAUCUGA
This is a messenger RNA of Phragmites australis (common reed), 378 nucleotides long. Its product is annotated as lipoxygenase 2.3, chloroplastic-like. Gene Ontology annotation, biological process: lipid oxidation. The record is from RefSeq and is a predicted model, not a curated record. NCBI's taxonomy places the organism in Eukaryota, Viridiplantae, Streptophyta, Magnoliopsida, Poales, Poaceae. Gene Ontology annotation, molecular function: metal ion binding; oxidoreductase activity, acting on single donors with incorporation of molecular oxygen, incorporation of two atoms of oxygen. The coding region runs from base 1 to 378 and encodes 125 amino acids. The transcript has a single exon.